UCAGUCACCACCUCUCCCCCAAUCAUCAUCAUCAUCAUCAUCAUCAUCAUCAUCAUCAUCUUCAACUUCAUCUUCUUCUCCAAUUCAGUGCUCCUUCACCCAUGUCCAUGUCCAGUUCUUUCGCUGCUUUGGCCAUGUACGCCACUGAGGUUCGUGCAGUUUCGGACGGCAAAAGAAGCAAAGCGGGCGAUGACAAUGGGAGGGAUCCUCAUGGGGUGCGCUCGUCGCGGCUCCAACCGGUUUCGUCUUCAGCUCCAAGAGUCGCGGAGAACGAGCCAUUGAGAAGCUCGCCUUACCUCUCCGAGAAGCAGAGCAUGCCGCCGCGGUUGGCCCCUCAGUUUGAUGGGCUCAACUGCUUCGAGACCAUCGUCCGUCGAUGACCGCCGAUCGCUGUAUGAUGCUUCUUCUUGUAUACGUCCAUUUAGCAGUUAGUUUAGAGUUCUUUCCUUGCGUCGUUGCAGAUUU
This is a messenger RNA of Eucalyptus grandis, 465 nucleotides long. RefSeq lists its product as uncharacterized. The transcript is spliced from 2 exons. The coding region runs from base 102 to 380 and encodes 92 amino acids. Lineage: Eukaryota; Viridiplantae; Streptophyta; Magnoliopsida; Myrtales; Myrtaceae. The record is from RefSeq and is a predicted model, not a curated record.